AUGUUAUCUCGUUCUCUCCGCACAGCCAGACGGUUCGGUGUUCCCCGUACCUAUGCUCUUUCCGCCAAUGCCCGCGCGCUCAUCUCCAAGCCUGUGGCCGAGGUCGACCCAGAAAUGGCCGACAUCUUGCAGCAAGAGAAAAACAGACAGAGAAACUCCAUCACCUUGAUUCCUUCGGAAAACUUCACCUCCAAGGCCGUCAUGGACUUGUUGGGUUCGGAGAUGCAGAACAAGUACUCCGAGGGUUACCCUGGCGAGAGAUACUACGGUGGUAACGAGAUCAUCGACAAAGCCGAGUCUUUGUGUAGAAAGAGAGCCUUGGAGGCUUUCGAUUUGAGUCCUGAACAGUGGGGUGUCAACGUGCAGCCCCUUUCCGGUGCGCCAGCCAACUUGUACGCAUACUCCGCCAUUUUGGAGGUUGGCGACAGAAUCAUGGGUUUGGACUUGCCUCAUGGCGGUCACUUGUCCCACGGAUACCAGACGCCAUCCGCCAAGAUCUCGUACAUUUCCAAGUACUUCCAGACGAUGCCUUACCGUUUGGACGAGAGCACUGGUCUCAUCGACUACGACACCUUGGAGAAGAACGCCAUUUUGUUCAGACCUAAGGUCAUCGUGGCCGGUGCCUCUGCAUACUCCCGUGUGAUUGACUACAAGAGAAUGCGUCAGAUUGCCGACAAGGUUGGCGCAUACCUUUUGUCCGACAUGGCGCACAUUUCCGGUUUGGUCUCUGCUGGUGUGACUGACUCGCCAUUCCCAUACUCCGACAUCGUCACCACCACCACGCACAAGUCUUUGAGAGGUCCUCGUGGUGCCAUGAUUUUCUUCAGAAAGGGUGUCAGAUCCGUCACCAAGAAGGGUAAGGAGAUCAUGUACGAUUUGGAGCGUAAAAUCAACUUCUCCGUGUUCCCUGCCCACCAGGGUGGCCCUCACAACCACACCAUCUCUGCCUUGGCCGUAGCCUUGAAGCAGUGCACCUACCCAGAGUACAAGCAGUACCAGCAAGAGGUUGUUGACAACGCUAAGGCCUUCGCCGACGCUUUGAAGGCCAAGGGUUUCGACUUGGUUUCCAACGGAACUGACACCCACUUGAUCUUGGUCGACUUGCGUUCCAAGAACAUCGAUGGUGCUCGUGUUGAGGCUGUCUUGGAGAGAGCCAACAUUGCUGCCAACAAGAACACUGUUCCUGGUGACAAAUCUGCCCUUUUCCCAAGCGGUUUGAGAGUCGGUACCCCCGCCAUGACCACCAGAGGUUUCGGUCCCGAGGAGUUUGCCAAGGUUGCAGAGUACUUCCAGCGUGCUGUGGAUAUUUCCAUCGCUUUGAAGGCUCAGGAGCAGGGCUCAGUCGCCAAGGAGUUGCUUGCAUCUUUCAAGAAGUUGGCUGAUGAGAGUGAGGAUGUCAAGGCCUUGGACAAGGAGGUUCAAGCCUGGGCUGGUGAGUUCCCCGUUCCUGGUGAUUUGUAG
Australozyma saopauloensis is the source of this 1461-nucleotide messenger RNA. It is a transcript of the gene SHM1, whose product is annotated as glycine hydroxymethyltransferase. Gene Ontology annotation, biological process: folic acid metabolic process; L-serine catabolic process; tetrahydrofolate interconversion. Gene Ontology annotation, cellular component: cytoplasm. The record is from RefSeq and is a predicted model, not a curated record. Gene Ontology annotation, molecular function: serine binding; zinc ion binding; pyridoxal phosphate binding. The transcript has a single exon. NCBI's taxonomy places the organism in Eukaryota, Fungi, Ascomycota, Pichiomycetes, Serinales, Metschnikowiaceae. Bases 1 to 1461 code for a protein of 486 amino acids.